AUGGAGAAUUCUGUCUCUGAGGCCUCUCUCUACCUGCAGGAUCAGUUGGACAAGCUGAGAACCAUCAUUGAGAGCAUGCUGAGCUCCUCUUCCGCACUGCUGUCCCUGAGCAUAACCCCACACAAGUCUCUGGGCGCCCUAGUGCCCGGCCAGAUCGACCCUGAGGCCACCUGUCCAGCCUGCAGUCUGGAUGUGAGCCACCAAGUCAGCCUGCUCGUACAACGCUACGAACAGCUGCAGGACAUGGUCACCGGCCUAGCGGCCUCCAGGCCAUCCAAGAAGGCCAAGUUGCAGGGCCAGGAUGAGGAGCUGCUAGGCCACGUGCAGAGUGCCAUCCUGCAGGUCCAGGGCGACUGCGAGAAGCUCAACAUUACCACAAGCAACCUCAUCGAGGACCAUCGGCAGAAGCAGAAGGACAUCGAAGUGCUGUAUCAGGGGAUAGAAAGGCUGGAGAAGGAAAAGGCUAACAGAGAUCACCUGGAGAUGGAGAUUGACGUGAAAGCCGACAAGAGCGCUCUGGCGUCCAAAGUGAGCAGGAUCCAGUUUGAUGCCACCACAGAGCAGUUGAACCACAUGAUGCAGGAACUGGUGGCCAAGAUGAGUGGUCAGGAACAAGACUGGCAGAAACUUCUGGACAAGCUCCUGGCAGAGAUGGACAGCAAGCUGGACCGCCUGGAGUUGGACCCGUUGAAGCAGACGCUGGAGGACCGCUGGAAAUCACUGCGGCAGCAGCUCAAAGAGCGCUCCCCACUCUACCAGGCUGACGAGGCAGCUGCCAUGCGGAGGCAGCUCUUGGCUCAUUUCCACUGCUUGUCGUGUGACCGUCCCUUGGAGACAACUGUGACUGGACAAGUCCUCUCCAUGACCCCCAUAAUUCCGAGCAUGCCGGGGCACCGCUCCGUCCGGCCUUACACUGUGUUUGAACUAGAGCAGAUCCGACAACAGAGCAGAAACCUGAAGCUGGGCAGCAGCUUCCCUCGGGGUGACCUGUCGCAGAUGGAGAAGAGCGUGGGGCGCCUGCGUAGCAUGCACUCCAAGAUGCUGAUGGACAUCGAGAAGGUGCAGAUCCACUUUGGCGGGUCCGUGAAGGCCAGCAGUCAGAUGAUCCGAGAGCUGCUACAUGCCCAGUGCCUCAGCCACCCGUGCUACAAACGGGGAGCAGAUACAACAGAUUACACCUACUCGACUGUACCCCGUCGCUGUGGGGGCAGCCACACCCUCACCUACCCCUACCGGAGAAACCGCCCGCAGCACCUGUCUCCACUGGAGGAGAUCCAGAUAGCUAUGAAGCACGAUGAGGUCGAUAUCCUGGGCCUUGAUGGACACAUCUAUAAGGGACGGAUGGACACACGGCUGCCGGGCAUCCUAGGGAAAGACGCCCCAGGAAUGGCGAAACACAACAAGGCUAAGCUCCAGCAGCUGCAGCAGCUCCAGCAGAUGCACCAGAUGCAGCAGCUGCAGCAGCUCCAGCAUGCCCGGCCCCACGUGCACAGGCAGCCAAACAUGGGCAACCUCGGCAUGCCGCCCUCUCGGCCUCAGAGUGCACAGAUGUUAGCUGACAGCAAUGCAGUUCCUUCAGGGCAAAAGAAAGACAGACCAGUCUCCUCUGAGGGGCGUCUCCUGCAGUCGAAUAUCCCCACAGACAUGGGAAGUCUGCCGGGUAGCCAACCCGGGAUGAACCUGCAGAUAGAUGUACCUCCUGGGGAGGGGAUGGAGGAGCCCACCCGGGGACCACGGUCCACCACUGCUCACUGAACAGAGACAGAAAUAAACGUUCUUAAG
Molecule: messenger RNA, 1782 nt
Organism: Rattus rattus (black rat)
Lineage: Eukaryota; Metazoa; Chordata; Mammalia; Rodentia; Muridae
Gene: Qrich2
Product: glutamine rich 2
Exons: 13
Coding region: 1-1755 (584 amino acids)
Source: RefSeq, a predicted model, not a curated record